Aspergillus thermomutatus is the source of this 2808-nucleotide messenger RNA. RefSeq names its product putative LPXTG-motif cell wall anchor domain protein. The coding region runs from base 1 to 2808 and encodes 935 amino acids. The record is from RefSeq and is a predicted model, not a curated record. The transcript is spliced from 3 exons. NCBI's taxonomy places the organism in Eukaryota, Fungi, Ascomycota, Eurotiomycetes, Eurotiales, Aspergillaceae.
AUGUCCAAAGACGUAGCUUUUUCUCCCGUGUCCACCAUCAUCCCACGAUCCCCCCCGGACGAUCUGCCAGAUUCUCAUAAUCGACGUCGCCGCCGACAGACAGAUUCCGCUGUGCUUCUGGAUCAUACCAUCCAUGUACCCCAGAGAGACCGGCCUCGCGUUCUGGCUCGCCGCUCGAUUGCGAAUCCUCCAUGGGCAGCAGACUCUAUUUCGUCUUCUUCCUCACCCAGGCUGAGCCAGAUAGGGUCAUCGGCGAGUCCAACACAGACCGAGAACUCCUGGAAACGGCGACAGAAAACACGCUACCACUUAGAUGAUCAUCAACAUAAUCAAGGACCCAGCCACAAGUCUCAUCACGACGACGAGAGUAACGCUAACACUAAAGUUCUCAGCCGUCAGACCGUCAUGUUUGCGGCCGCUUCCCGUGACACGGGCAGGGCAGCCACGCUAAUAUCCGCCGACGCUGAUCCGACCCCGAACCCCCAGCGCCCUUCCUUGUACGACAGGUCUCGGCGGUCAGUGCCAGCCUUCAGUAUCUCCCGUGUUCGCGAUUCAACCGCGCCUGCUUCUCCGUCGCAUUUGCCGUCUCCGUUGUCAAUCUCAGAGAAAUCUAGCGAUAUUGCCCUGCCGUUCGAUACCGACUCGAUCGACAACGCCUUGAGUUUCAAUGCAUCGAAGCGACGUCGUAAUCAGUCCUUGUCACACCCUCAGCAACCGACCCAGGCAGAUGUGAAGAGGAGGAUGCCGGUAUCAACAGCGACUUACGUUCAAGGGAGCCCGUUGGCAAACGAGCGCGAUCGCGCAAUCCACAGCAUAGAUCAGACCGAUCAAGAGGAUGGCGCUAGAACGCCACUAGCAGAAGAUCCCAAAUCCAAGAAUGAGGACAUCUUCUUGAAUAUUGCCCGGUCCGACUCAAAGCGGCGCGACUCCUUGGGGCGCUCAGAACUUAGACGGUCGCGGCUUGGAUUGUCUGGCGGUCAUCUUCGUUCACCCAAUUCUCGAUUGAAUGAACAGACACCUUCCCCUGAUCAACUACGGUUAAGCACUUACGACACCCCCUUGCAUUCCCUCAACAAUUCUCCAUCAAACCCUUACAGCGCCCUACCUUACUCGUACUCGGCCUCCGCUCAUCCCCUUGAUGACCAUCCCCGCUCGCGACAUUCGGUAAUAGGCUCGAGUUCGAGGUCAACUCUUGGCAUAUCGCGAAGUAGGCUUGGUCAGGCAAGCCCAGACGGAUCACCAUACUCCCCAGAACUUCAGAUAGAAAGAAGGGGUUCGCUACAAGAUCCUCGAGUUUACCGCCAUUCUGCUCUUGCCAGCAUUCGAAGCAGUCGACAGCCGUCGGGCUCCGAUGUCACAGAGCGGCCGCGGCCCGAGCCUGAUCGGUCUCGGCAGGAUGGCACCGAGUCGACCAUGUCAACGACUGCUCCGUCUACAGUCUGGGAUGAGCUGGAAGAUCUGAAGUCGCGAAUCAAGAAGCUGGAAUUGACCGGAAAGCUGCCGCCGUCGUCUCAAGCUGCGAUAUCGACAAUAUCCGGAGAGCGACCACGAACUGCAACCACUACAGUAACGACCGUAUCCUCUUCUCCAAACCACAACCAUAAGAUAAGCUCCUCAACGGCUGAGACCGAGGCUGCCACGGCCACUAAUCCAGUGCACCCGCUUUUGCAAUCGGCUCUACUCAAAGCGAAAUAUGUAUUGAAAAACGAGGUGUAUAAAUCACUUGAGGCCGCGGUCACAGAUGCGCUGGCCCUCUCAAGCCUAUUAGGCACUAAUAAAGCUCCCUCUGGUGGAGUUUCGGUUGUGAAUGGCUACGGCUCCUCUGACCGGCAGUCUAGGCGAAAAGCCGACAGUGUCUGCCGCAGCUUGACAGAGCUGUGUCUCGCUUUGUCAGACGAACAGCUUUCCAAGCAGCAAAUGCCAGGCGACGACGAUGACACUAUAACCCAAUUACCAACCAGCACGAACGAGGAGUCAUCAAUGCUCAGUCGUUCCCUUCGACGCAGUAUGACCUUGGAACCUGAGGUCCCAGGUCGACGACAGAGCACCACUCAAGUAUCUAGUCGUCUAGAGGCACGUCGGGCAAGCCUGGCCAAUACGAACGGGAACAGCAGCAGCAGCAGAAAAGAUCAUCCUGCCCUCCCGAAUGACAAUAGUCCCUCCUCGCCCAGCGCAUCUGCUCCUAAAAGCCGACUCAGCCGUCUCUCAACUACAUUGCGUAGCAAGAGACUACAGCCCGAGGACGAAGACGCCGGCCAGCCAAGUCCACAUAGUCGUUCGAUCUCAAGAGCCAUGACCGACAUUGACAAUUCAGCAGCGGCACAUGGCCUCUCGCCGCGCCAGCGAGUCGUGCGUGGUUAUACCGCCUCCCAACCUGUCUCAGAUCCUCAGCGAUCUCAAGGUUCCAGAUUGUCGUAUCAAUCACCGCGUACACAGCUACAGCAACCACGCACCCCGACCGUGCCACAGUCCAGCAUUCCACUCCGCAGAAGCCUUGCAAUUCCAUCCAACUAUACGCCGACUACAUCCCGCUUGAACAUCCUUGCAGGUUCUCGCAGAUAUGGUGCCUCUGGCAUUCCUUCAGCUGCAGGUGAUGGUUCAGUGCCGGACAGCCAGGGUGAUGGUAUGCCCUCUCAACAAGGUCUGUCUCAGACGAGAAUUACUGCGCCAUCAAGCAAGCAUGCAGCCAGCUAUACCCCCAUCCAGCAGAACCGAGUACGAGCAAAUAGCAUGGGAGUACGAACAUUUGGCCUCAGGCAGCGACCGAUGGCCGCAUAUGAAGACCCUUUAGACGUGAGCAUCGAUUGA